UUCAUCUCACCUGGGCAUAACGGCGGUCCGGCGAUCCCAGCCCCGCGCAGCUGUCCAGCGGCCUAGUUCUCUCCACGUCACUAGCAAAUCACCACAGUUCGACCUCCCUCGUAAAUACCUGCCCGCACACAUGCUGCUUGUCACGCUGGCCGCGCUGGCCGCCCUAGCACCUUGUAGGGCGUCGCCUCUGAACGUGCUGUUUGUCAGCACCGUGUCCUCGCCCAGCCACUACAUCUGGGUGAGCGCACUGGCGGGCGAGCUCCUGCGCCGUGGUCACCACAUCACCGAGCUGGUUAUCAGGCCACCGGCCACCCCGCACCCCAACAUGACGAGCUUCGUUAUGGCGGACAAGACGUUCGGGGAGGAGUAUGGCUUUGACCUCGAAGAGACUUACGACUACGGCUUGUUUGAAGAGGUCGAAUUUUUGUUUGGCUUCUACAGAGUCUCCACAAAUACUGUGUUCGAAUCGAAGGCGUUCGCAGACCUCCGAAACUAUUUGAAGCUGAAGAAGCCUAAGUUUGACGUUUUCGUCCUUGACUUUCCGAUGCAGGAGGCAUUGAUCGGGCUCAAUUACGAAAUUGGCAGACGGCCCAUGGUCGUCAUGACUCCCUACAACAUGCCCGAGGGAAUCCUGCGGAUUAUGGGCAGUCCCUACUUCCCUUCUCUUCUGCCCUAUGGUGGUGUCGGCGCCCAUAGCGGUCAACCACUCACCUUCACUGAGCGUGCGAAGAGUCUGUACCGCUGGAUCAUCUGGCGGGCGUACACCGACUGGGUGUACCGGCCAGACGUGGACACUAUGAUCGCUAAGAAUUUUCCUGGUUCACCACCGCUGGCCGAGCUGGAGAAAGACGUAGCCAUAUCGUUGGUGAAUACCAACCCAGGGUUGCACGGGUCUAUGCCAAUAGUGCCCAGCAUUGUCGAGGUGGGUGGCAUGCAGGCCAGGCCCGCGAAGCCCCUGCCUGACGACAUCCUGGCCUGGGUCAACGAGAAGGCGGCGCCAAACGGCUUCGUGUACAUGUCCUUCGGAACGAAUGUCAGAUCGGCCGCCCUCAACAAAGACAAGCGGAACGCCAUCCUAAGGGCGUUCGGCCGCAUCAAGCAGCGCGUGCUGUGGAAGUACGAGGAGGACGAUAUCUUAGACAAGCUGCCACGCAACGUGCGCGUCGCCAAGUGGUUGCCGCAGAACGACAUUCUGGGACACCCCAACAUUCGCUGCUUUAUCUCUCACAAUGGUGCACUUGGCACCCAGGAGGCUAGUUACCACGGGGUGCCCAUCCUUGGUGUGCCCUUCAUGGACGACCAGCCGCGGUACGCUGAAAAGGUAGAGAGAAUAGGAAUCGGCCGUAAGGUCAUCUACCGCACCAUAACCGAGGAAAGCUUCUACGAGGCGCUCACCGACGUCAUCAACAACCCCAGAUACCGCGAGGCGAUGAAGGUGGUGCAGAGCGCGGUGCGCGACCAGAAGGAGCCGCCGGUAGAGCGCGCCGCCUGGUUCGGGGAGAUGGUGGCGCGCACGGGCGGCGCCCCACACCUGCGCUCGCCCGCGCUGCGCCUGCGCUGGUACGAGGUCUGGAUGCUGGACAUCCUGGCCGCCACCGCGCUGGCCGCAGGCCUCGCGCUCUGGCUCCUCGCCCGCCUCCUCAAGGCCCUCUCCUCGGCGAGCAGCCCACAGUGCACCAGGGCCAAGGCCAAGGCUCAUUGAUGUUAGCGAGCACCCACCAGCACCCGAAGCUGAGACUGUGCAUUUGAGAAUUAUCGACUCUAGUUGCACGACUCUAGUGCUCCCACCAUGACAGCAACGGAUUUCAAAAUCAGCUGACUGCGCAGACACACAUAAAUGGACCCACGUGAGGUGACACGAGGUCGAAACAACAGCCGAGAGCUGCUGCUGUCCCGACCCGGUCUCACGAAGACUGCAAGUCAUCGUCUAUCCAAGGACACCCAACGACUGGUUGUACGGACAAGAAGAACGCAGCGUUCGACGGACCUGGCACGCAGAGGCGAGGAAAGAGGAAAGAAGGCGGUCUCUGACUUCUGAUGGCACGUGGAUCUUACUAUGGUAGAGCCGCACUUCGCCACAUAAUUGGAAAAUAAUAUCAAGAGGGAAAUUCAGUGGACUGCGAAAGUUCUUUAAUAGACGAAGAAUCGCGGAUUAUGACACACGGUGGCCCAGUAAACUUACUUGCGUUUGGACGGUGAUGAGACGACAACCAGCAAUAUUAGUUUAGGAAUAAAAUCAACUAUGAUGAACAA
Frankliniella occidentalis (western flower thrips) is the source of this 2253-nucleotide messenger RNA. Its product is annotated as UDP-glycosyltransferase UGT5-like. The record is from RefSeq and is a predicted model, not a curated record. Lineage: Eukaryota; Metazoa; Arthropoda; Insecta; Thysanoptera; Thripidae. Bases 131 to 1702 code for a protein of 523 amino acids. Gene Ontology annotation, molecular function: UDP-glycosyltransferase activity. The transcript has 8 exons.